GCCCUUGGGUUUGAGUUUCAGCUGUUCCACAGCUUUCAUCUGUCAAUGGGAACGUGAUGUCUGCCGAGUGAACUCUUCGGCCAAAGAUGGGACAUACAAGUUGGUACCUUAAGAGCUGGAUCCAGUCGCUUUGGUUAGGUACUUAGUCGCUUUGGUUAGGUCUAGUUUCUUAGCCUAAUAGGAACGGCUUCCAACCUACUAGCGUUGGUACCUGAAGAAUGCCUUGUUGGGGCAACUUGCUGUAUAGGUAUUCCACUGUUUUCCUUGUUGACUUUCAUGCAUUUGUUUCAACUCAGAUUCACAUUUUGCUGUCCAGGCAGUGUUCCCAAGGGCAAUCUGGCCCAACGUGGGAUUUCAGGGGCAGCGGAAGGUUUGGAUAGCAUGAUGGGUGGCAAUUCUGCGCAGAGGUUUGUAGACAAAGCUGGUCUAGGAGUUCCAAAACACGGCCCUGUGUGGAAGCUCCAAUCUUGGGAUAUCUUGGCGCGGGAUGAGUGUGAUCCAUGGUUGAUUGGCUAUGCCCUGGGGAAGUUUAAAGGUGCUAACCAGGAAGCCGAGAAGCUCACUUUUCGCUUAAUGCCCGGACCGUACUGGGGGUUGCUGCAAAAGCUGGAUAAGCUCACUGAACCAUUGGCGGUGCGUUCUAGCAUGGGCAAAAUGCCCACUAAUGACGAUAUGCGCCGGCUGGCCAAUGUGAUGACCUCCAUUGACGAGAUAAAGCAGGGCAGCAUGUGGGACACCGACAUGACAGACCAGGGUGCCCGGAUGUGGGGCGAACUUUCCCAUGAUGAGGCACUUCGGAUCGCCCAUGCCAUUCGCAGAGUGCAGUCAUUUGCACACUUCCUCUUCUCGGUUGCUUACCCAUGUGCUCCAACAGAGGCCGCCUAUGAUCCCAAUCCAAAUCCGAGCUUUCUCUGAGAAGAUUCAGAAUGGCCCAAAGAGGCUCCAAAGAAGAAAAGAGGCUCGGCCUGGCCACCCAA
Messenger RNA from Durusdinium trenchii, 977 nucleotides. Lineage: Eukaryota; Dinophyceae; Suessiales; Symbiodiniaceae. The record is from the annotation of a GenBank genome assembly.